Molecule: messenger RNA, 911 nt
Organism: Coffea arabica (coffee)
Lineage: Eukaryota; Viridiplantae; Streptophyta; Magnoliopsida; Gentianales; Rubiaceae
Biological process (GO): ubiquitin-dependent protein catabolic process; ERAD pathway
Cellular component (GO): VCP-NPL4-UFD1 AAA ATPase complex
Molecular function (GO): polyubiquitin modification-dependent protein binding
Source: RefSeq, a predicted model, not a curated record
UGCACAACACGCAGCAGGCGCAUCUUAGCCUUUUUCUUUCCCUUCCCUUCCCUUCCCUUCUUCUUCAGGAGAGUUUUGCUUGUUCCCCGAUUAAACUUCCGACAAUCGUCACUGCAAGUCACCCUAAUUCUCUCUCUCAGUUCUUUGACGGGUAUGGGUAUCAUGGAACAUCAUUCGAGCAAACGUAUCGAUGCUACCCUGCAUCUUUUAUCGAUAAGCCACAGAUAGAAAAUGGUGAUAAAAUUAUAAUGCCUCCUUCAGCUCUUGACCGUCUCGCAUCUCUUCAUAUUGAUUAUCCAAUGUUGUUUGAGCUUCGAAAUGCUGCAACAGAGCGGGUAUCUCAUUGUGGGGUUCUAGAGUUCAUUGCAGAAGAGGGCAUGAUAUAUAUGCCAUAUUGGAUGAUGGAGAAUUUGUUGUUACAAGAAGGAGAUAUUGUACGUGUGAAAAAUGUGACUCUUCCUAAGGGUACAUAUGUUAAGUUGCAACCACACACUAAGGACUUCUUGGAAAUUUCCAACCCCAAAGCCAUCUUGGAGACAACACUAAGAAACUUUUCCUGCUUAACAACGGGUGACAGUAUUAUGGUGGCCUACAACAACAAGAAGUACUACAUUGAUAUUAUAGAGACAAAACCCUCUAAUGCCAUAAGCAUUAUUGAAACGGACUGUGAAGUGGACUUUGCUCCUCCACUGGAUUACAAGGAACCUGAAAAACCCACCCUUUCUCCUGCAUCAAGCAACGCAUUAGGAGGUCCAGAGGCUCCAGAAAAUGCACAACCAAAAUUUAACGCAUUUAGUGGUGUUGGAAGACGCUUAGAUGGGAAACCCAUGAAAUACCAACCUUCACCAGUUUCUUCGUCACACACCUUCUCGCUCCAAUUAAUACUCCUCCAAUUAAUAAUUCUAUUCUAA